UUUAAACAACUUGUUUGGGUUAACAUCUUUAUUAGUAUUAUGGGCUCGCUUGCAUUGGCAGCAGAUCCUCCAAAAGAGGAUUUAUUAAAUAGAAAACCUUUAGGGUGGAAAAGCCCAAUAAUUUCAAAAAUCAUAAAGAAAAAUAUUAUUGGACAAGCAAUCUAUCAGUUGAUUGUUCUAUUUGUUUUGAUAUUUAAUGGACAUAAAUUUUUUGGAAUUGAAAGUGAUUUGAGGGCCCAAUUACGUGCACCGCCUGGACAACAUUUUACUAUUGUCUUCAAUACUUUUGUUAUGCUGACACUUUUUAAUAUAAUAAAUUGCCGAAAGAUUCACGGGGAACGAAAUGUUUUUAAGGAUCUAUCAGAAAAUAUUUUAUUUUGUACAUUAUGGAUAACGGCUUUUAUUUUUCAAAUUUUAUUUAUUGAAUUUGGUGGGUAUGAACUUUAUACAGAACCUCUAACCUUGGAGCAAUGGCUUUAUUGCACUUUAAUUGGAGCCUGUUCUCUUGGUGUGGCUCAGAUUAUCAACACAAUACCUCCUAAAGAUUGAAAUAUUACUUUAAUUAAUUCAUUAUUUUUGUAUAUCUAUUGGGUUGGGGGCCCGGUUCGGUUCUAAAGAUCGAAUCGGGCGCUAUAUAUCUACUAUACCGAGUGACCCCAACACUAUAUAUCUACUAUACCG
Molecule: messenger RNA, 681 nt
Organism: Meloidogyne enterolobii
Lineage: Eukaryota; Metazoa; Nematoda; Chromadorea; Rhabditida; Meloidogynidae
Source: the annotation of a GenBank genome assembly